AUGGCGGAUUUGGUCGACCAACAUGAUCAAGGCUCGCCUUCGACCAUCGAUGAGCACAACCCUAGUAAUGGAAACCAAGCUGCGGGUAGUGAUGGUCGUGGUAUGAAGCGUCAGCGACCGUCAACUAUCGACGACGAUGACGAUGAUGAUGACAAACCAGGUCGCGAGCGCCGAAAAAUCGAGAUCAAGUUCAUCACGGAUAAGUCACGUCGUCACAUAACCUUUUCCAAGCGCAAAGCUGGAAUAAUGAAAAAAGCUUAUGAACUUUCCGUCUUAACCGGGACUCAAGUGCUACUCUUAGUAGUCUCCGAAACUGGACUUGUCUACACCUUCACCACACCAAAGCUACAACCGCUUGUCACCAAGGCUGAAGGAAAAAAUUUAAUUCAGGCGUGCUUGAAUGCUCCCGAGCCUGCCGGAUCUGGUGAAGCAGGUGUAGAUGAUCAGAAUGCUGUAAAUUCCCCUGAAGAACCUACUUCACAACAUCUACCACAACAAAAUCGUCCCGCUAUGACACAGCAAGGCACCAACUUACAUGGCUACUUAGCCCCAACUCUUGAACAACAGCAACAGGCACUCGCAUACCAGAAUUAUAUGUCACAGCAACAAAGAAGCGGAUACCCAAUGCCGCAACCUGGGAUACCUCAACAGCACUCCCAUCAAGCAUAA
Messenger RNA from Blumeria graminis f. sp. triticale, 669 nucleotides. The record is from the annotation of a GenBank genome assembly. NCBI's taxonomy places the organism in Eukaryota, Fungi, Ascomycota, Leotiomycetes, Helotiales, Erysiphaceae.